CGAGUACACUGACUACAGUCUACACACAGCCACGGGCCACGGCUGCAGUCGCCACUCAGUCAGUCACCAGUCAGUGCUCGUGACGUAUGGGCGCACGCGAAAAUCCCAUUCUUGCGGGCCCCGUAUAUAUGUAGACAUCUCUCGGGCCUUAUUGUGAGUGUGAAGCAGAAUCGGGACUAUCGGGAGUUGACACUCCGCGGCUCGAUGUGGUGGAAAAGCUUUUUAUAAAUAAGUACAUACAUAGACACCUACGAAUCCCUCAACGGAUGAUUGGUAAGACUCUGGCUCUGAUUCAUCCUUGGGAGUAUCGAGCGCACGUCAUUGAUGCGGCUCGAUUCUGCUUGUUUUGACGCGAGGGCCCUGACAGUACUACAGACCGAGAGGUUGUAGCCCAUAGACCAGCCGAUCAUGACGAGCAAGAAGGGACAGACCUGGCGGAUCGAGGCCGAGAUAGACAAGAACCGCGAGGAGGGCAACUGGAAAAAGGUCAUCGAGCUCGCGGAUCAGCUGAAGACACUCUGCCCUAGUAAUGAGUGUUUGGCGAAUUUCCUGGGCGGGGAGGCUAGGCUGGAGAGCUUUCUGGAGCAGACGCCGCCUAUAGACGUCAAUGUGGCGAAGGCAAAAAGCGGCUUGGCCGAAGCAAAAAGAUAUCUGUUAUUGGCUGGCAAUGAGAAGGACAAACAGGCACCAGUCGCAUUGGAUGCACAACUACUGCUUGGCAAGCUGCACUAUGCCAUGGGAAUGUACAGUGAAUCAUUGUUUCAUUAUCAGGAGGCUGAUUUGCAAUCCCUCACUGAAAAACAGUUGCCUAGUCGUAGCUUAAGAAUUGUUGCAGAGUCCUUUGCUAUAAAGGGCUUGUGUCUUGAGAAACUUCCUCCUACCUCUAAAUCCAAGUUCAAAAUAGCAGAGUGGCAUACACAGAUGAUUAAAUGCUUCGAAGUUGCUGCAGAUAUAACUUUGGUUUAUCUGCAGGAGCAGGAUAAAAUUGCAAUACAACAGCAAAAUGGAACAUUAACGAUUAAUAGCAAUAAUAUUGGUUCAUCAUCCCCUCAAACUUCAGUUCAUUCUACAAAACACAUGGGUCCUAUUUUAGAAACUGCAAUGCAAAGGGCUCCUCUCAUACAUUUACAAGCUGGAAAUAUUCAGGCAGCGAUAGAGUGUUACAGAGGAAUAUUAACUGCACUUGAAACCACAGCAACUCAAAGCUUGAGGUUAUCAUUGACUCGACAAUUGGGAGAAAUUCUGCUGAGGGGUAUGAAAGGCAUUAAUUAUGCUGCGCCAGAAUUACCAGCUACAGAUGCAGGAAAUCGAAAAGCUACUAAUGCAACAGAAUCACCUUGGAAACCAAAGAGAUAUACAGGAAUCAAUUUAUUUGUUCCAAAAAAUGAAUAUGAAGAGAUGAUUUUACUACUGUUAAUUAGUGAAGCUAUGGCUGUAAGAGAUGCAGUUCUCAGUCAGUCUCCAGAGUUUAAAGAAGCAAGAGUUCGUGCAUUUGAAAAUGCUACUGCUGUUUAUGAUCUCCUUACUGUUGUUGUUGUUAGAUGGAGUCAAGUUGAACUUUUACAUGAGUCAUUUGAAAGAGCCAUGAAGUUUUCACAUGGAGAAGUGCAUGUUUGGACACAGUAUGCUUUAUGUUUAAUAAGCUUAGGAAGGUAUGUUCAUGCAUAUUCCGUGUUACAAGUUGUUAUAAAACUUGCCCCGCAAAAAGUUAUGCCAUGUCUAUUAGCAGCAAGAUUAUGCUAUGAGCAUUUGAAUAGGGUAUCUGAAGGAAUUGAAUGGAGUCAAAAAGCAUUACAACGAGAAAUGGCUAAUCCACAAGGCUUACAGUCACGAUGUCAUCUUUACAUUGGGAUAGGAAAUAGUACAGUCUGUGCUAAUACUAUUGUAAAGCAAGACAAAGUGCAUCAUAGUUCACAGGCCUUUGAAUCAUUCAGCAAAGCUCAACAAUGUGAUCCAAAUGAUCACUUGGCUGAAUAUUAUUUAGCUCAUGAAUAUGCUAUGAAUAGACAAAUGGCAGAAGCAAUGACGCAUGUGAAAAUUGCAUUGAGCUUGAGGGCUGAACACAUUCCAUCAUUACAUUUAUUAGCACUUUUACUUACGGCACAAAAACAAUACACAGAAGCUCUACAUUUGAUUGAUAGUAUUCUGGAGGAGUAUCCCGAUAAUUUAAAUAUUUUAUACGUUAAAGCGAAUCUGGAACUUCACAGUGUUAGUGGGGAAGAAGCCCUAUUUACAAUUAAGCAUAUGUUGUUCUUGUGGAAAAAUUUAUAUGAAGAUCAAACAAAUGUUGAUAUCAAUGAACAACAAAGUGAAAAGCAUAGCGAAACAAGAAGCGUCUUCCAGAUGUAUACUUCAGAAAUGUCUGAGAAAGAUUCCAAUUCUAUCCAUGCCCAAUCUCUUGCUGCAUCAAGAAUUGAACAAGCAUUGUCAGAAGUUGCAUCUUCUCUUAGUUCCUUUGUUCCAAAACCUGGACCACAACGAGCAUGGUUAUUACAACUGCAAGUCUGGUUACUACUAGCUGAAGUCUUCCUAGUAUUAGACCAUCCUAAAGAAGCAACGCUUUCAAUACAAGAAGCAUCAAACAUAUUUCCACUAAGUCAUCAUAUAAUGUAUUCGCGAGGAUUAUUGCAUGAAUAUAAAUUAGAAUACGCAGAAGCAAAGCAAUGCUAUCAAAAUGCUAUCUCAAUCAAUCCCUCACAUGUAAAAAGUCUGCAACAUUUGGGUUUGGUUUAUCAUUACCUUGGAAGUCAACGGUUAGCUGAAAAAACGUUAAGAGAUGCUGCAAAAAUCGAUCCAAUGUCUUAUCAAACUUGGUAUAAUUUAGGAAAAGUUUUAGAGUCUUUAGGAGAAUUCGAAGCAGCCAGUGAUUGUAUGGAAACUGCUUUAGAGGUUGAAACGUGUAAUCCAAUUCUUCCCAUUUCAUCAAUACCAAUCACUUUUGAAUAAAAAUCUGUAAAUGUAUAAUUAAAUCAAUAAGAAAUAUUAACCAGAAUGUUACAACUAUUGAUGAUGAAGUUGUAUAGAUGAAUUGUUAAUAAUUCUUAUUUUAAUUUUACAUGUCGGUGUAAAAUAGCUGUGUCGUAAAUGUUUAUACUGUACAAAAAAUUUAUGGUUAGACGUAUAAAUCAAAGUUUAAUAAAAGUUAUUGUUAAUUAAUAAAAAAGAGUUUAAUAUUUCUAUUUGUAAAUAGUUAUCGAUUUGAAUGAAAGUGAAUUUUCUGAAAUAAGGCUGCAACAAACGUUGUGUCAAUUUAGUUAAACAUAAAAUUUACAGCUACUAACAACCCACAAUUGUGUGUAUUACAAUUAAAAGAACAUUUAAUUUUAGAAAUGAUUUAUUUAUUACUCAAUAAAGCAUAUGAUACAAUCAUCAUAGAAUUAAGAAACCAUCCAAUAGGCUUAUUUUUAUGUACAUACAUAUUUUUAUGAAUACUUUUUUAUCUUUUUUUAAUUUUUAUAUAUUCUAAAAUGUGCAUACUUACUUCUAACUAAAUCUUUUGUGAUGCAUUUAUUGGUAAAAUUAAA
Messenger RNA from Nasonia vitripennis (jewel wasp), 3524 nucleotides. RefSeq names its product tetratricopeptide repeat protein 7B (gene Ttc7). The transcript has 12 exons. Gene Ontology annotation, biological process: phosphatidylinositol phosphate biosynthetic process; protein localization to plasma membrane. The record is from RefSeq and is a predicted model, not a curated record. Gene Ontology annotation, molecular function: protein binding. Gene Ontology annotation, cellular component: plasma membrane. NCBI's taxonomy places the organism in Eukaryota, Metazoa, Arthropoda, Insecta, Hymenoptera, Pteromalidae. Bases 409 to 2946 code for a protein of 845 amino acids.